This is a messenger RNA of Lepisosteus oculatus (spotted gar), 769 nucleotides long. RefSeq names its product agouti related neuropeptide (gene agrp). Gene Ontology annotation, molecular function: neuropeptide hormone activity; type 1 melanocortin receptor binding. Gene Ontology annotation, cellular component: extracellular region. Gene Ontology annotation, biological process: neuropeptide signaling pathway; hormone-mediated signaling pathway; adult feeding behavior. The record is from RefSeq and is a predicted model, not a curated record. NCBI's taxonomy places the organism in Eukaryota, Metazoa, Chordata, Actinopteri, Semionotiformes, Lepisosteidae.
ACCCGUAUAAAGCAGAACCCAAGGGUCACUGUGUCAGAAGAAUCCCACUCGGUCAAGGCAGUGGGGCUGCAGGUUUGACUGGUGUGGGUUAGUCCAUCACUGAAAGCCUGCGUGAGACUGGAGCUGCUUUCUGUUCUGAGGAGUCACAGCACCACCAUGUGGAGCUCACUGCUGCUGUGCUGGUGGGUCCUUCUGGGGAUCCAGGUGGCUGCAGGGACUGCCCAGGGUGGUGCCCGUGUGGAGGAGCACAGUGCCUCUGCCAGUGGAACAGGGAGGCAUGCCUGGCCCAGCCUUCCCAGACCAGCAAGGGCGUUGUCUCUGACAGGUGAUAGGUCCCUCUCCAAGAUGGACCCUGAGCGUCUGUCCACAGAAUCUGAGGAGGCGAUGUUAGUGGAGAACAUUGGGCUGUUUGAUGAGGAGGCCGUGUCCGAAGCUGUGGAGCUGCAGAGCCGCGCGGUGCGCUCUCCACGCCGCUGUGUCCGACACCAGGAGUCCUGCCUGGGCCACCAGCUGCCCUGCUGUGACCCCUGCGACACCUGCUACUGCCGGUUCUUCAACGCCAUCUGCUACUGCCGCCGGGUCAGCAAGGCCUGCCCGCACGGGCGCCACCAGUGACCGCACCCGCCUCUGUACAUAUCCCAGCCACCUCGGGGCAACAGCAGGAUAACAUGUAUAUCUUUAGACUUCUGUAGAAAUGUUAUGACUAUAAUUAGAAUUAUAUUUUGUUUCAGAUUGAAUUUGAUUCAUAAUAAAGGAGAUGCAAAAUGAC